Molecule: messenger RNA, 1143 nt
Organism: Microtus oregoni (creeping vole)
Lineage: Eukaryota; Metazoa; Chordata; Mammalia; Rodentia; Cricetidae
Product: multifunctional protein ADE2-like
Exons: 1
Coding region: 1-1143 (380 amino acids)
Biological process (GO): 'de novo' IMP biosynthetic process
Molecular function (GO): phosphoribosylaminoimidazolesuccinocarboxamide synthase activity
Source: RefSeq, a predicted model, not a curated record
AUGGCGACAGCUGAGGUACUGAACAUUGGGAGAAAACUCUAUGAGGGUAAGACAAAAGAAGUCUAUGAAUUGUUAGAUAGUCCAGGAAGAGUCCUCCUGCAGUCCAAGGACCAGAUUACAGCGGGAAAUGCAGCCAGAAAGAACCACCUGGAAGGCAAAGCUGCAAUCUCCAACAAGAUCACCAGCUGUAUUUUAAAGCUGUUACAGGAUGCCGGUAUCAAGACUGCUUUCACCAAGAAAUGUGGGGAGACUGCUUUCAUUGCACCCCAAUGUGAAAUGAUUCCAAUUGAAUGGGUGUGCCGAAGAAUAGCAACUGGAUCUUUUCUCAAAAGGAACCCUGGUGUAAACGAGGGGAAUAAGUUUUACCCACCAAAAGUGGAGAUGUUCUUCAAGGAUGAUGCCAAUAAUGAUCCACAGUGGUCUGAGGAGCAACUCAUUGCUGCACAGUUUUGUUUUGCUGGACUUGCUAUAGGCCAGACUGAAGUGGACAUCAUGAGUCAUGCUACACAAGCUAUUUUUGAAAUACUGGAGAAAGCCUGGCUGCCCCAGAACUGCACGCUGGUUGAUAUGAAGAUUGAAUUUGGUGUUGAUGUAACUACCAAAGAGAUUGUUCUUGCUGAUGUAAUUGAUAAUGAUUCUUGGAGACUCUGGCAAUCGGGAGAUCGGAGCCAGCAGAAAGACAAACAGUCUUACCGUGACCUCAAGGAAGUAACUCCGGAAGGACUCCAGAUGGUAAAGAAAAACUUUGAGUGGGUUGCAGAUCGAGUGGAGUUGCUUCUGAAGUCAGACAGUCAGUGCAGGGUUGUAGUGCUGAUGGAUUCAGCUUCUGACCUUGGUCACUGUGAGAAAAUUAAGAAGGCUUGUGGAAACUUCGGGAUUCCAUGUGAACUCCGAGUGACAUCUGCCCAUAAAGGACCAGAUGAGACGUUGAGGAUUAAAGCAGAGUAUGAAGGGGAUGGUAUACCUACUGUAUUUGUCGCAGUGGCAGGCAGAAGCAAUGGUUUGGGCCCAGUGAUGUCUGGUAACACUGUAUAUCCAGUUAUCAGCUGUCCCCCCAUCGCACCAGAUUGGGAUGCUCAGGAUGUGUGGUCAUCUCUUCGAUUGCCCAGUGGUCUUGGCUGUUCAACUAUACUCUCUCUGUAA